Messenger RNA from Naegleria lovaniensis, 1125 nucleotides. RefSeq lists its product as uncharacterized. The transcript has a single exon. Bases 1 to 1125 code for a protein of 374 amino acids. Lineage: Eukaryota; Heterolobosea; Eutetramitea; Acrasida; Naegleriidae. The record is from RefSeq and is a predicted model, not a curated record.
AUGGAUCAAGGACAAUCUAUCGUCAUCGAUAACGGAAGCGGUGUAUGCAAGGCUGGAUUUGCUGGUGAGGACUCACCUCGUUGCGUCGUACCUUCCUUGGUGGGUCGACCAAAGCAAAAGAUGGUCAUGAUUGGUAUGGGUAACCGGGAUUCCUACGUUGGAGAUGAAGCUCUUCCCUAUAAAGGUAUUCUCGCAUUGAAAUAUCCCAUCGAGCAUGGUAUUGUCACAGAUUGGGAUGAUAUGGAAAUGAUUUGGCAUCACACUUUUUAUAAUGAAUUGAGAGUGGCUCCUGAGGAACAUCCCGUGUUACUCACAGAAGCUCCAAUGAAUCCUAAAGUCAAUCGUGAGAAGAUGACUCAAAUCAUGUUUGAAAUCUUCUCCGUACCAUCUUUGUAUGUGGCCAUACAAGCUGUCUUAUCCUUGUAUGCUUCUGGUCGAACCACUGGUAUUGUGUUGGACUCUGGUGAUGGAGUUUCACACACGGUUCCAAUCUAUGAAGGUUAUGCAUUGCCACAUGCUGUAAUGAGAUUAGAUUUGGCCGGAAGAGAUUUGACGGAUUACAUGAUGAAAAUUCUCAAAGAACGUGGUUAUUCCUUUAAUACGAGUGCUGAACGAGAAAUUGUUCGAGAUAUUAAGGAAAAGUUGUGUUAUGUAGCAUUGGAUUUUGAAGGUGAAAUGAAGAAGAGCUCUGAAUCUUCGAGUAUUGACAAACAAUAUGAAUUGCCAGAUGGUAACGUGAUUACUGUUGGUCAUGAACGAUUCAGAUGUCCAGAAGCGUUGUUUCAACCCAACUUUUUAGGUAUGGAAUCCCCAGGAAUUCAUGAAACCACCUUCCACUCGAUUGGCAAGUGUGACAUCGAUCUCAGAAAGGAAUUGUACGGAAACAUUAUCUUGUCUGGUGGUACAACAAUGUUUGACGGUAUUUCCGAGAGAAUGACCAAAGAAUUGGUGACUAUGGCUCCUCCCUCCAUGGCCAUUAAGGUCUCGGCUCCUCCCGAACGUAAAUAUUCUGUUUGGAUUGGCGGUUCAAUUUUUGCUUCUUCAUGCACGUUCCAACCCUAUUGGGCCACCAAGGAAGAAUAUGAAGAAGUUGGUCCACAAGUGAUUAUUAGAAAGUGCUUUUAA